Messenger RNA from Exophiala spinifera, 849 nucleotides. RefSeq lists its product as uncharacterized. NCBI's taxonomy places the organism in Eukaryota, Fungi, Ascomycota, Eurotiomycetes, Chaetothyriales, Herpotrichiellaceae. Gene Ontology annotation, biological process: mitochondrial translation; RNA processing. Gene Ontology annotation, molecular function: structural constituent of ribosome; ribonuclease III activity. Gene Ontology annotation, cellular component: mitochondrial large ribosomal subunit. The record is from RefSeq and is a predicted model, not a curated record. The coding region runs from base 1 to 849 and encodes 282 amino acids. The transcript has 3 exons.
AUGUCUUCGAAGAUAUCGUUUCCCAUCCGUAUCGUUCUCGACGCCCUGAAGACAACCCGACAGCGACCGACCUGCGAAUGCAUACACACCCGAACUGUGAAUCGCAAACUAUCUCGACAAGCUCGAUAUGUAUCGACAGCUAGUGCACAACGAUCCGAGAUGGAGGUUGACUCAGACCGUCCUCCGCGGUGGGCAUCGACGCCGGCCGGCAUGAAAGCUCCCGUGCGUACGAGACCAGAGCGACCGACCCUGAAAGUCAACACGGAUCAGAGGAAACUCGACGAUGUAUACGUGAACAUCCUGGGACGAGACGGAGACAAAAUGUUAUCAGAAGAGACGAAAUGGCUAGCGGUGACAAGCAAGAGCUUCGACCACGGUCGCAGAGGGUUCAAUGACCGCCUGGCAUUUUUUGGCAAACGCAUAGUCGAAUUACAAUGUUCGCUUGGUCUGCUGAGUGUCUCUGAUGCCGCUGCCUUCCUCAAAGGCCAGGAUCAGGAUACACACGGUCGAGAACCUUUUCGGCACCCGGCGAUCGAGGCUGUUGAAUGUCUCUUGGGAGGAGCCCAUGAUUACUUCACACAUCACAAGGCACUGUCGAACUUGGCUACACAGUAUGGACUACCUGAAGUAGUGCGUUGGCACCCAAAAAACCCUGAUCGACUCGAAGCGUCCGGUGCCGACCUCGUUUAUGCGCAGGCCCUUUUGGCCAUCGUUGGUGCAUUGGCACUCGAGCAUGGAAGCGCAGUUGCGAACCGCAUUGCAAAAGAGAGAAUACUGGUGCCCAUGGGCUUGAAGAGAGACUGGACGCCCAAAGUCAAAGAGCCGGAAAAGACUCCCCCAUCCUUAUGA